Meloidogyne enterolobii is the source of this 314-nucleotide messenger RNA. The record is from the annotation of a GenBank genome assembly. Lineage: Eukaryota; Metazoa; Nematoda; Chromadorea; Rhabditida; Meloidogynidae.
UUUUCAGAAUUUUUUACAAACAUUGUUCAAUGAGAAUAUCGUUGUUUUUAGUUACUUUAUUAACUGUUUUUAUUACCUCAAUAUUUCUUACUUUUAUUUUUCUUAAUUAUUAUACACAAAAAGAUAAAUAUACAACUUCUGAAAAACACCACGUUCCCCUUUUAGAAUCAAUACCGAAUAACGGAACGGUCGAUCCCCGUGUUCACUACGAAAAAGGACCUAACGGGAUGAUUGCUAAAAUGGAUAUUGAUUUGGGUAUUAUAAAACAUCCGAAAAAUAUUAAAAAAGAAGGAAAUAUUGAAGCUAAAAUUUAA